Messenger RNA from Ooceraea biroi (clonal raider ant), 1175 nucleotides. RefSeq lists its product as uncharacterized. Gene Ontology annotation, cellular component: extracellular region. The record is from RefSeq and is a predicted model, not a curated record. NCBI's taxonomy places the organism in Eukaryota, Metazoa, Arthropoda, Insecta, Hymenoptera, Formicidae. Gene Ontology annotation, molecular function: chitin binding.
GAAUAUUUUCACGGGUGUUAGACCACGAGAGACGAUUGCGUAAGGGAAGAAUCUGCCGUACCAUCCAAGAGAACAUCCCUCCUACCAACGAACGCUGAGAUCUUCUCUUUCUCCGUUUGUCCGAUGUGGGAGCCCCAAGAAAGAGAGACUCUCAAGACACUCCCCCCUUUUUCUCAAGUUGAUGUCUAAAGCCAUAUAUAUACCACCACCUCGUGGAACAAUCCUUUAAGAAAGAAACUUUAGAGGUAACGUCGUCUGGAGCAGGACCUGCACAUCGAGCAGCAAGUCAUCAUCAAAUCGCAAGUGCUGUGAGCGCGAGAAAUCGAACAGACAGAGAACAUUAGAGGAUAAAUGAUCACCACGCAGCACGACACUGCGGACUAAGGCGACCAGAGACUUUUCAAAAAGAUGAUUUCCAGGUACCAAGUACUCUGCGCUCUCUUGCUUUUUGGCACGUUUUUACUCUAUCGGACAAUGGCGCAAGUGGAUGGGUACACACCUGGCGUGGACUAUCCGAUCUACAACUCGGUGCCGUUCGGACUUGCGUUUACCUGCGGAGGAAAGUUACCUGGUUACUAUGCUGAUCCUGAGGCCAGAUGUCAGGUGUGGCAUUGGUGCUUGCCAAAUGGGCGUCAGUUCAGUUUCCUUUGUCCAAAUGGCACAGUUUUUAGUCAAACAACUCGCGUUUGCGACUGGUGGUUCAAGGUUGAUUGCAACGAUUCACCGAGACUUUACGGCAACAACGAUGAGCUUUAUAGAGACGUGAAUGGAAACAGGAUCUAACAGCUCCUACAUUUUAUUACUAGUUAAAUGUAUAAUAUAAAAUAAUAUAAAUCUCUUUUAUACAUAAUCAUAUUCUUGCAUGCGUGACGUUAUUUGUAGUACUCUUUGCCUAUAAAACAUCUGAAGCAAUUUCUGACGUUCGCGGGUCUCUAGUUUGCCGGCAUACAGGAAAAUAAGAAGGAUGUCUGCUUUAUCGCUAUUAAAUAAAACAGAAGUUACGAGAAGAAUUGGAAAUCCUCCGGCGACUCUAUUAAUUGAAUGCUAACGUAAAAUUUUUCACGAAACAUUGUUACAUUUUCAAGCGCGUAUUUCUCACGAGACUUUUAACGAGAGAUCUGAAAUAUGUAUAACGAAAAGAAUUAAAAAAUUACAAAAUAAAACGUCCCGUUCGA